This is a messenger RNA of Diprion similis, 2935 nucleotides long. It is a transcript of the gene cyc, whose product is annotated as aryl hydrocarbon receptor nuclear translocator-like protein 1. The transcript is spliced from 16 exons. Bases 171 to 2873 code for a protein of 900 amino acids. NCBI's taxonomy places the organism in Eukaryota, Metazoa, Arthropoda, Insecta, Hymenoptera, Diprionidae. Gene Ontology annotation, molecular function: RNA polymerase II cis-regulatory region sequence-specific DNA binding; protein dimerization activity; DNA-binding transcription factor activity, RNA polymerase II-specific. Gene Ontology annotation, cellular component: nucleus; aryl hydrocarbon receptor complex; transcription regulator complex. Gene Ontology annotation, biological process: regulation of transcription by RNA polymerase II. The record is from RefSeq and is a predicted model, not a curated record.
CGUUUCCUCGUCAGUCGAUCCGCCGUCGCGCGAGCUUUCAGGUGCGGUCGUCGUGGCUCCGUAAGCUUUUCUAUAACCGCUAUCGGUUCGCCUCGAGUCGCCGACAGAUGCGGUAAAUCCCACGUGGACAAGCGCCAAUCGUCAAGGAUGCAGCCCCCGUUGCCACUCGGAUGUACUGGACUCAUUUCAAUGGGGGUGGGCUACCGGCGGACAGUGGGGGUGUUGUCGGGGGCGGCGCCCAGGUCGGCGCCGAGGCCUGCGUGAGCCCUUGUCCAGGUUCUCGUAAACAGCAGCGUAAUCCACGGCGACGAGAAGAGGAACGGGAAGCCCAGGAUCAAUGGCAGCUGCCGGCGGAAGAGGACCACGGGCCCCAGAUCCAUCGCCAGGAACAACCAGUGGACAUGGUGGCCCAGGAGAUGGCUCAGGGCUACACCCAGCUCCUUCGCGGCGGGCAGGAGCCCCAGGAGUUCAUAUCCCUCGAGGAACUUAAGCCGAGGCUGCAGGAUCAGGACCACCACGGAUACAGUCAGACCCACAACGAGGUCCAGACGGUUCCGGCUUCACCUAACGCGGCUCUCUAUCACCACUCUGGACAGCAGAGGUCCUACUACAAUCUCACCCCGGUCCCGAAAAGUUCGUGCUCCUUGGUGUACUUCGACCGGAUCGAUGCCGGGGUCGAGGACUUGGCCGUACCUGCAGGAGGCGUUGGACCUGGUGGCGGUGGCGUUCCAAACUCUCAGGGUCCGACGGGGGCCGAAUCGGGACCCCAGAGGGAAGCGGAGCAGGGAGGUGCAGCGACCGCCUCGCACCAUUACCGACAGGCCAGUCAUCACCAUCAUCACCAUCACCAUCACCACCACCAACAAAGUCAGAGUCAGAGUCCGAAUCACUAUAAUCCUGGCCACUGUACUCCGCUGCACGUCCAGCCUUUCGAAUCGCCGUCAUCCGUUGACACAGGGUUUGCCCCGUCGAUAAGGAAGCGGAAGAUUUCCUGGAACGAGAGUAAUGAAUUGCAGAACUAUACGGGAGACGACACCAAAUCCGUCAGAACGAACGACGAUAGUAAAAGUGAGGGUAGUGAAUUGCAGAACGACACGGGAGACGACGCCAAAACCGUCAGAACGAACGACGACAGUAAAAGGCAAAAUCAUAGCGAGAUUGAAAAACGUCGACGAGAUAAGAUGAACACUUACAUAACCGAGUUGUCGGCGAUGGUGCCGAUGUGUCAUGCGAUGUCGAGGAAAUUGGAUAAGUUAACCAUUCUCAGAAUGGCUGUGCAACAUCUUAAAACGAUCCUGGGAGCCGCCACUCCGUACACAGAAGGACACUACAAGCCCGCUUUCUUGAGCGACCAAGAACUUAAGAUGCUGAUUCUCCAGGCAGCCGAAGGCUUCGUCUUUGUGGUUGGUUGUGACCGAGGCCGGAUCCUUUACGUCUCACAAUCGGUUUCGCAAACGCUUAACUAUUCUCAAGGUGACUUACUGGGUCAGAACUGGUUCGACAUCCUGCAUCCCAAGGACGUUGCUAAGGUCAAAGAACAGCUUUCCUCCUCCGAUCUCAGCCCGAGGGAGCGUUUGAUUGACGUUAAGACGAUGCUCCCAGUCAAGACUGACGUACCACAUGACAUGUCGAGGUUCUGUCCGGGAGCUCGAAGGUCCUUUUUCUGCCGGAUGAAGCGGAAACUGGACAACAUGCGCUGCGGGAAUCCCAAGGUGAAAGAGGAAGCAGACACAACGACUGGGUGUCAUCGGCGUAAGAAACAGCAGAAUAAUGAUUGUAAGUAUUGCGUCAUUCAGUGCACCGGAUAUUUGAAGGCUUGGGCUCCAGCGAAAAUCGGACUUGAAGAGCAGGAAGGCGAAGACGAUGGAGAAGCGUGCAAUCUUUCCUGCCUCGUAGCGGUAGGUCGAGUCCAACCGCAACUUCCGGCUUUCUCUGCACCCCGAAGACCGCAUUUGCGAACGAUUCAGUUCAUUUCACGUCACGCAAUGGAUGGGAAAUUUUUAUCCGUCGAUCAGAGAGCCACACUGGUGCUCGGUUUUCUUCCUCAAGAGCUGUUAGGAACGAAUAUGUACGAGUACUACCACCACGAUGAUAUUCCGCACCUCGCAGAGUCUCACAAAGCAGCUCUCCAGGCACGAGAACAAAUAACCACGCAGGUGUACAGGUUCAGGAGCAAAGAGGCCACUUUCGUCCGGAUGCAGUCAGAGUUCAAGUCUUUCCGGAAUCCUUGGACGAAAGAUGUCGAGUCGCUGAUAGCUAAGAACUCCGCAAUUUUCUCCGACGUGAGGCGAGUCGAAAGUAGCGCGACAAAAUCCGAAGACUCCAACCUUCAGGGAAACUACGAUUAUCUCGCCCAAAGUAAUUAUCACCUCAAAUCCACUGCUUCAUCAGGUAACGGUGGAUUGGAAAGACUGAUCAGAAGUCACAUAGAGGUGAGUAAAAUCGGAAGACAAAUAGCCGAGGAAGUCUUGGACUCGCAACGGAAGGGUGAGGACUCCUCCCCAGAUCCAGGAUCGGAGCCUGCUUCCAGAAAUACAGAGUCGCAAAUAUCAACGACAGUUUCCCCCGAAGGAGUAAUGGACAUAUCGGUGCCGGGAGUCGGAAGUGACAACAGCAACAGUGAUCUGACGCCAUCUUUCACUGAGAUAAGAAACAACGUGCAAUUGAGCAGCAUAUCUAAUGAUCAAGGAGUUUCGCCCGACGAAAGUAUGAUGGAAAUGAUCGGUGACUCUAUUAUCGAUGAAUCUCCAAAUCCGAUACCGACUGAUGGUAACGACGAAGCAGCGAUGGCUGUUAUCAUGAGUCUCCUCGAGGCCGACGCAGGCUUGGGAGGUCCUGUAGAUUUUUCGGGGCUACCCUGGCCUCUUCCAUAAAUUGAGACUGGAUUUCGAUGCAUGUAAAUGUGAUAAUUUCAUGUACCGACAAGAGUGCAAUU